This is a messenger RNA of Aspergillus calidoustus, 1660 nucleotides long. Lineage: Eukaryota; Fungi; Ascomycota; Eurotiomycetes; Eurotiales; Aspergillaceae. The record is from the annotation of a GenBank genome assembly.
AUGUCUAGCCUACAAUUUCAUCUCCUUGGGGAGCCGGCCGCGUCGGCGAGGCAAAUCUCCAUUGAUGCCAAGUUGGAUAUUGAUCAAUUCAAGCACCUGGUGGCCGCCCAUUUUGCAAUUGUGGAACCGUCUGGGAUUGGAUUCCAAACGGACGACGCGCAUCUCAUGGACGUUGCUGACAUUGUGGCUGCGAAAGGACCCAUCGCCAUCACAAUCGACGGCCACGCCGUCCGAGACCCAGACGGUCCCAAGGGCAUCCCAUACGUCGGCAACUACUUUGAGGUCUUCCCCGACCAUCUAGGCAACCAUCAGCGCCUCUUUGACCAGUACGGACCAAUCUUCAAAACCACCAACCUUGGCCGCACAACAUACCAUACCAAUGAUCCACAGAUCUCGGCAAUCGUCUUCGCCGAGUCGGACUUCUUCUCGAAGAAGAUUAACUCCGCGCACCCGCUCGCCGCACUCAAGACCCCUGCGGCUGGUGUCUUUCUUGGUGAUACAGAUACUGAGGAAUGGAAGGUCGCGCACAAGUUCCUCCCGCCGGCCCUUGGACCCAAGGCAGUGCGGCACUACGCGCCAACGAUGCAGCGGACUGUGGAGGAUGCAUACAAGGUGUUUGAUGCUCUUGAUGAAAAGGACGAGGCCUGGAACGUGUAUCAGUAUAUGUUAAAGCUCGGGUCGCAGGCCGUUGGGAAGUUGACGCUAGGGCUGGACUUUGAGCAUUUCACUUCGCCAGAUGCGCCGGUGCAUGAGAUGGUUCAUGCGAUCGCGGAGCUGCUAAACCUAAAUAAACAGGUUACGUCCCGAGGUGAUUGGUAUGCCAAGUUGCCUUUUGGAGCGCCACAGCGACUGAGGUAUUUGAAGGCGCGGAUUGAGGAGAUGGUUGAUGAGUCGAUUCAAAGGGCAGCACGGGGUGGUGUCGGUGACUUGCCGUUGCAGGACGCGGCGCUUCAAGCGUCGAACAUGGUUGACUACGCCAUCCGCGCCACAGACAACAAAGGCGAAAAGCUUCCCAAAACAAGCCUAGUCUGGGCGUUGGUCGUCGCCACGGGCGCCGGCUUCACCACAACCAGCUCCCUCCUCUCCUGGCUAAUCUAUGGCCUCGUCACAUACCCGGGGAUGCAAGAGCGGCUCCUUCAAGAACUAAUCGACAACGACAUCACGGAAGACACCGAGCUGACGGCGGACUUGACGGACCGUCUCGUCUUCCAGGACAAGUACAUCAAGGAGAUGCAGCGCCGGCACAACCCCUCCUUCCAGCCCGGGCGCACCGCAAAAGCAGACCUGAUCCUACCGGGCGGCUACAAGCUCCCAAAGGAUGCAGUAGUGAUUGCAGCGCUGCACCAUAUACACAACAACCCCAACCUUUGGGAGAACCCAGCGCGGUUUGAUCCGGAUCGGUGGGAUACACCUGAAGUGAAGGGGAGACACAAGGCGGCGUACAUUCCCUUUGCAAUGGGCCCGCGUAUGUGCAUUGGCUUCAAUUUCGCCCUGCAAGAGGUCAAGAUCUUCUUGCCGAAGCUGAUCUACAGAUAUAACUUUAUUAAAGAGGGAGAUGGACCGAUUGAGUAUGACCCCAUGUUUCAGUUGAUCAGGCCGAAUAAUUUGUAUGUGCGUGCGGAGCGGAGGGUCAAGUGGCCGCGCAAGUCUACAAAGUGAG